GCCGUUAUCGAAGGUACCUUCCUCUAAUAGCAGCGGAAACGGGAUGCAGGCUAGCUCCGGACUCUUCUCUUCUUUCAUGGUCACCAUGGAGUCUGGCCUGAAUCCACUGCCACCGUUUCCAGAAAACUCCUAUAAAAUGACUGAGGAGGACGUGAAGAGGCUGAUUGAGUUCAGAGCGUCCAAUGAGGCUCUGUUCACAGGGAAAAGAAACUCUGCCAAGAUAGCAUGGAGCACCAUCCUAAAGGGCCUGGGUCUUGAAGGGAAAUUGACAGCAGACCAGAUCGCCAAGAAAUGGGACAACCUGCGGACUAAAUACAAGGACCUGAAGCAGCCCUACCAGGGACAGGACAACAUCGGGGGUGUUGUAGAGUCGUGGCCCUGGUUCCACAUCAUGGAUGAAGCCAUGCAGGGUCGUCUGUACAACAGCAACUUGGUGCUCAGUCCGGAGACUGUUGGGAACACUGCUCACCGCAGUAACAACCAACCCAGCCAGAACCAGGAGAAUACCGACAUCCUGGAGUUCCUCAUCAAAACGGAGAUGGAGGACACAGUGGCAGCAGAGAGUGCAGAGGAUGAUGGGACAGUUCACACAGAGACUCCACCCACUGAGGGAGUCCCUAUGGGCUGGAGGAGGAUGACCGAGUGCUCCUAUAAAAUGACAGAAGCAGAGACAGAACGAAUGAUCAAACUUCGAGCUGCAAACGAAGCUCUCUUCACCGGCAGGAAACAUUCAGCCAAACCAGCCUGGAGAGCCAUUCUCUAUGAGCUGGGUCUUCAGGGGAAGCUGACCACAGAGCAGUUAGCCAAGAAGUGGGACAACCUGAAGAGGAGAUACAAGGAGCUGAAAUUUCCUGCUCGCGGCGUGGAGACAAAUCCGAGCUCCUGGCCCUGGUUCUACCGAAUGAAUGACGCCAUGGAGGGACGAUUCGCCGGCACUGCGCCCAUCCUCACUCCCAUUGUGGAGGAUGAAGACGAAGACUGUGAGCCACUGUCACCCACGCCCAAGAAACGAGCCCGCCGGAGCCGGGGGGGCAUGGCUGAGUUUCUUACAGAGUCAGAGAUGGACCUGCUGGUUGAUAACGAAGAGAAGAACGGUUCUACGGCAUUGGGAGAGCUGCACCGGAUGGCUGAGUUCACAUACAAAUUGACAGAGGAAGACACCAGGCGACUAAUCAAGCUACGAGCUGCUAACGAGUUGCUGUUUACUGGGAGGAGGAACACUGCCAAGCCGGCCUGGAGAGGAAUAGUGAAGGAGAUGGGUCUGACAGGGAAGAUAACGCCUGACCAGGUUGCCAAGAAGUGGGACAACCUGAAGACCAAAUUCAAGGACCUGAAGUUUCCUCCUCGGGGGAUGGAGAACCAGACCAACCCAGCCUCCUGGCCCUGGUUCCAGCUGAUGAGUGACGCUCUGGAAGGACGACUAGCGGGGAAGGCUCCCAGGGUGACACCUGUCUGGACCAAUGAGGAGGACAGCGUCUUCGGCUCGUCUCCUCCCGACAGAGACUGUAUGCUAGCAGAGAGGAGCAGUGUGUCAGAGUUGGAGUGCAUGGUAGGGGGAGACAGCGGCGAGGCUGAGGGGAACAUCACCUAUAUUGACGCCAGCGGAGAGGAGUGUUCAACACCUUCUGACCUCUCUUACAAAAUGACGGAUCAGGAUACCAGGAGGAUGAUUAAACUUCGAGCUGCUAACGAGGUGUUGUUCACUGGGAGGAGAAAUGCUGCCAAAGCCGCCUGGAAGGCCAUCCUGAAGGAGCUUGGGCUGCAGGGGAAGGUCUCCACCUACCAGAUGGCAAAGAAAUGGGACAAUCUGAAGAGGAGAUACAAGGAUCUGAAGUAUCCUCCUGUGGGGAUGGAGAGUGUAGCAGACGGCGCCUCCUCCUGGCCCUGGUUCCACCUGAUGAAUGAAGCCAUGGAGGGCCGCCUGGCGAGCAGUGCCCCUCUCCUAACCCCCGUCACCCAGGACGAUGAGCAGCACCCUGCA
Messenger RNA from Monopterus albus (swamp eel), 1981 nucleotides. RefSeq lists its product as uncharacterized. Gene Ontology annotation, cellular component: cytoskeleton. The record is from RefSeq and is a predicted model, not a curated record. The annotation marks the transcript as partial. NCBI's taxonomy places the organism in Eukaryota, Metazoa, Chordata, Actinopteri, Synbranchiformes, Synbranchidae. The transcript is spliced from 14 exons.